AUCCCUGAGAAAUCUGCUCGAUGGGGAGAUGGAGCAUUCUGCAGCACUAAGGCAGGAAAUGGACAACUGGAGGAGGAAAGUAGCAGAACAGGAAGAGCGACAUGCCACAAAAGUCCAAGCCUUGGCACGAGAAAAUGAGGUGCUAAAAGUGCAGCUUAAGAAGUAUGUAGGAGCUGUCCAGAUGCUCAGAAGAGAAGGUCAAACAGUGGAAGUUCUGCCAAACCCUUGGAGCACUGAUGGUGAAUUUACAAUUCCAGAGCAAAAGCAAGUAGAAAACAAUGAGGAACUAGCCAGCUCCUAUGAAAGAAAAUUGAUUGAGGUAGCUGAAAUGCAUGGGGAGCUGAUUGAAUUCAAUGAGAGGUUACAUCGUGCUCUGAUGGCUAAGGAAGCUCUUGUGUCCCAGAUGAGACAAGAGCUGAUAGAUCUGCGAGGGCCGGUCCCUGGAGAUUUGAGUCAGACAUCUGAAGAUCAGAGUUUGUCAGAUUUUGAAAUAUCAAAUCGUGCUCUUAUUAAUGUUUGGAUUCCCUCAGUCUUUCUGCGUGGAAAAGCUGCUAAUGCAUUCCAUGUCUACCAG
Molecule: messenger RNA, 574 nt
Organism: Acanthisitta chloris (rifleman)
Lineage: Eukaryota; Metazoa; Chordata; Aves; Passeriformes; Acanthisittidae
Product: sorting nexin-29-like
Exons: 6
Source: RefSeq, a predicted model, not a curated record